Colletotrichum chrysophilum is the source of this 1404-nucleotide messenger RNA. RefSeq lists its product as uncharacterized. The transcript has 4 exons. NCBI's taxonomy places the organism in Eukaryota, Fungi, Ascomycota, Sordariomycetes, Glomerellales, Glomerellaceae. The coding region runs from base 1 to 1404 and encodes 467 amino acids. The record is from RefSeq and is a predicted model, not a curated record.
AUGGACUCAAAGGUCAAGAAGGAGGAGCAAGACCCUACAUCAUCACUAGACCGAUUUCCAUCUGUGUUCCCCGAGGGAAAGCCUCGAGAGAAGAGCCUCACCGCUCCUGACAUGGAGCCACUCGCACCAAUUAUGACUGAAAGCACUCCCACGCAUCAGCAAUCCCAGGCACAACAUGGCUUCGGCAAGAAGGACGCCUCGAAGAUCAUCCGCGGAAAGAACAAAACGAUCAACAAACAGCGAAGAAAGAUCAAGCAGCUCGGAAGAAACCUCGAGGAGGCCAAGAAAUGCCGUUCAGUGGUACAAGACUCGAGAAGUGCACGGCUCCGAGCGGAAGUUGAGAGACUCAACAAUGAGUUGUCAUUGAAGGAGGAGAAGAUCAGAGGCGACCAGGAUUACAACUCGUAUCUUGAAACAUCAUUCAGCAACUAUCGUGGACAGCUUGACGCAGCCGAGGAAAUAAAUCUGCAGGAAGCACAGAGAACCCAGAAGCUCCAAACAAACAUCAUCAAUCUCCAGAACAAUGACAAGAAGCUCAAGUCUCAGCUGAUGGAAAAGAAGGCGCUCAUCGCAAAGGCCAAGUCGCUCGCAUGCACAAGCAAGGUCUCAGACGACGCGAUUCUGAGUCUUUGGAGGAAGAUGAAGUACAGCAUUCAGAACAUAGCCUCCACGAUUCUACCGGAGUGUCCUUCCCGGGAAGACAUCGAAACUAAUAUUGCAGACCCAGACUGCGUGCUCAGCAUCUUGAAAACCCGGAUUUACGGUUUUCUCCGAGAUGAGGAUACGAGAUCUAGCAUUGUUGAGCUACUCAUAUGGGAAAUGCUCCAGCAGGAAAUUUUCAAGCCAUUCUCGGAGACCCUCACUGGCGUGCGUUGGGAUGGCCUGGAGGGCCAAUGCUUCUCUGUCAUAUUAGAGGGCAUGGCAGACACCGCCCUCAAAAAGGAUUCAGACGCCAAAUCAUUCUUCCAGUGGAAAGCCGAAGGCGCCGGGAUGAUCGAGGAUAAGAUCGGAGUCGACAAGCAGAAGCUUAAGCGAACGGCUGAUGAACAGGCUGCGACCUUCUAUCUAUUCGUGCCACGACAUAGAGUUCACCACAAGACCGCCAUGGAAAGGCUCUUCAAGAACCUUUGCAAUGUCAUCGAAGAUGCAUUGAGUCUUCAUAAGAUCUUCAUGACGUCAAAGGCACACUUCACCCUGGACCGGCCCCAAGCAACGGGUCGUGGUCGCCUCACCCGAUACGACUCGGAGUGGAUGGAUGCCGAGUCUUGGGUCAAGGAUCCUUUGGACAACCGGAGCUCCCUGAACUUCCUCAUUUCCCCGGGACUCGUCAAGCACGGCACAGCGGAUGGAGAACACUACGACCAGCAACUUCGAUUGGUCAAGGCUCGUGUUGCCUGCAACUGA